AUGUCCCGUGUUGGAGCUCCCGUUGAUCUCGCACCCCUGGGAGAGCGACUUGAAUUUCCCUUCUCCCGUCGAUGGGCCACUAACCGAUUCCUAAAGGCUGCCAUGAGCGAACGUCUGUCUACUUGGUCAGAAGACGAUCUGUCGGCUCGUGGAAUCCCUUCAGAUGAGCUGGUCAAGGCAUACCAUGUCUGGGGCAAGGGGGAUAUUGGCAUGAUCCUUACUGGAAAUGUCAUGAUCGACCCCCAGCAAUUGGAGACAGAGGGCAAUCUCAUCAUUCCCGGCGAUGCCCCGUUCACUGGCGAGCGUUUCGAACAGUUCAAAAAGCUCGCCGAAGGUUCCAAAGCCCAUGGAUCGCUUCUCGUCGCUCAGGUCUCCCACCCUGGGCGCCAGACACCCUACCAUCUGCAGCCCAACCCAAUCAGCGCCAGUGAUAUCCAACUAGAAGGCGAAAUUCUAGGCAACCGCUACGGCAAGCCUCGUCCAGCGACCGAGAAAGAUAUUCAGGAAGUGAUUGACGGGUUCGCCCACGCAGCUGAGUUCCUGGAUAAGGCAGGCUUUGACGGCAUCCAACUUCACGCUGCUCACGGCUACCUUCUCAGUCAAUUUCUGUCGGAAACCACCAAUUUCAGAACCGACCAAUACGGGGGUAGCCUUGCUAAUCGAAUGCGCUUGAUUCUCGAAAUUCGUGAUGCGGUCGCUAGGCGGGUGCGACCUAGCUUCAUCGUGGGAAUUAAGGUCAAUAGUGUAGAAUUCCAAGCCAAGGGCUUCCAACCUGAAGAGGCUCGAGAGCUUUGCGCCUCCCUAGAGGCUCACAAAUUUGACUUCGUCGAGCUUUCAGGCGGAACUUAUGAGAACUGGCAAAUGAAUAACGAUACUAAGCGGGAGUCUACUAAGCGACGGGAAGCAUUUUUCCUGGACUUUGCCCAGCAGAUCGUCUCCGGUCUUUCCAAGACGAAGUCUUAUUUGACGGGUGGAUUCCGAUCUGCCGAAGGAAUGGUCAAGGCCCUCCACACCAUUGACGGGGUGGGGCUUGCUCGUCCUCUAUGCCAGGAGCCAUUUCUGUGUUCUCAGAUUCUCGCUAGAAAGACGGCGGCUGCCCUCACACCAAUCAUUAAUCAGUAUGACUUUGGCUUGACGGCCGUGGCAGCAUGCAUCCAGAUAAGACAGAUGGGGAACAAUCUCCUCCCAGUGAACCUCGCCGCGCAGGAUGAAGUGGACAUCCUUACCAAGGCUAUUGGGGAAUGGACACAAAGAAAGCAGAACGAUCGUUCCCAGGAGGCUAUUUAUCCUCCCGUUUUGCCAGGAUAUUCGGUCGCGCUUUUAGCCUAG
Aspergillus caelatus is the source of this 1329-nucleotide messenger RNA. RefSeq names its product NADH:flavin oxidoreductase/NADH oxidase family protein. Lineage: Eukaryota; Fungi; Ascomycota; Eurotiomycetes; Eurotiales; Aspergillaceae. Gene Ontology annotation, molecular function: FMN binding; oxidoreductase activity. Bases 1 to 1329 code for a protein of 442 amino acids. The transcript has 3 exons. The record is from RefSeq and is a predicted model, not a curated record.